This is a messenger RNA of Cottoperca gobio, 5184 nucleotides long. RefSeq names its product disks large-associated protein 1-like. Lineage: Eukaryota; Metazoa; Chordata; Actinopteri; Perciformes; Bovichtidae. Gene Ontology annotation, biological process: signaling. The record is from RefSeq and is a predicted model, not a curated record. Gene Ontology annotation, molecular function: molecular adaptor activity. Gene Ontology annotation, cellular component: glutamatergic synapse; postsynaptic specialization.
GCUAUAGACUAUCUCUACAAUGUUUCGUGUGUGGAAGAGUGGACCCUGAAGAAUCCAGACGGGGCUCCAUGUCGGGCUUUUCCUCUCUCCAUCCAUGUGAAGCGCUGUUUCAGACGUUCAGUGAUGCCUCUGCAGCCCACAGACGGAGCGAUACAGGAAGAUACUACAGUGUAUGGGACCUUACCAUCCAAGUGACGUCCUAUAUGAUAAAUCCAGACUUGUUACAUUCUUGAGGGAAAGAAGCAAUUUCAGCGAAAUUCAGAGGAUUACUCUCGAGGCGAUUCUCGGACAGCCUGUGUUGACAAGGUGGAGAAAUGUGCACGCACGGAGGACGAGGAGUCUGGAAUUAAGCACAGGAGAGAAAAGAUGCCGAAGAUGAAACAAUAAAGAAGGUUUAGGGAACACAAAAGCCGCACAAUCCUUUUGAGAAUUCGCCCUUCAGUGUUUGACCUUAAAGAACUAGUGUUGGGGCCUGUGCAGACUAACCGCGGCAGCAGUUGGAUGUGCACGUCGACCCGGCCACGAUGACUAUGAAAGGCCUGUCCACCAGCCGUAGUCACCCUCACGCGGUGACCUGCGACCCCUCUUACGACUCCAUGACCCUGGGGCGCUCGGACCGUCGGUCCUUCUUCCUCAACCCUGGGGAGGCUCAUCCUGCUGACCACCCCUGCUACACCCAGCGCAACUCCUUCCAUUCUGAGUGCGGUGCCUACCCUGACCUGGCCAGCUGCACCUUCCCUCGCAGACAUUACAGCUCUCACCAUGAGCUGAAGGAGGAGUGUGGGGCUUUGGUGCCUUAUACUGGGCAAACGGGGAGUAGUAAGGGAAGUGGAGGAGGUGGAGGAAACAACAACCGCAUUCCUUCUAAUCUGCUAGAGCAGUUUGAGCACCAGGCACCGGUGCAGCGUGAAGGCUACCACACACUGCAGUACAAGCGCACUGCAGUAGAACACCAGCGUAGUGACAGCCCUGGUCGAAUCCGCCACCUUGUUCACUCUGUCCAGAAGCUUUUCACCAAGUCUCACUCCCUUGAAGGUCCCUCUGGGUCUGGUGGAGGAGGAGGAGGGAGUGGGAGGAUGAAUGGCAGCAAAUCUAGUCCUGAUGACCCACCCUCCUCUUCUGGCACCCUGAAGCACAGUAAGCGCAGUAAGAGCAAAGACCGCUCCAAGUCGGAGCCUAAGAUGCGCACUGCCAUCUCAGGCUACUGGAGCUCAGAUGACACGCUCGACCGGGAGAUGUGCCUCUACCACCAUCACCACGGGGGCAGCAGUGGAGGCCUACCUUCAGGGGUCAUGACCAUGGGACGCCAUCCGGACAAAUCCCAGUCGCAGUACUUCAUGGAGUCCUACAACACCAUCAGCGCCCACUCUCUCAAGACGUCACGCAGCAACAACGAUGUCAAGUGUUCGACGUGCGCUGGGGGCAGCAGUGGAGGUAUGCCACUGGUGGGCACAUUGGACGGCCAAGUGCAGCUGAAGAAGAGCUCGUGGUCUUCUACUCUGACGGUGAGCAGAGCAAGAGAGGUCUACCAAAAGGCUUCAGUCAACCUAGAUAAAGCUCUAGUGAAAGCUGAGCAGGGGCGCACCUGCCACUUCCUACAGGUGCCUCAGGACGAUUGGAGCGGUUUCUCUCCGCUUGGGAAGGAUGACGAGAUCCCGUGCCGGCGGAUGCGCAGUGGAAGCUACAUCAGGGCCAUGGCAGAAGAAGAUAGCGGAGACUCCGACUCCAGCCCCAAACCCUCGCCCAAGGUCCAGGCAAGACGAGCUAGCUACCUGAAGGCCACACAGCCAUCCCUCACAGAGAUGACCACACUCAAGAUUUCCACAGAGCAUUCGCCCAAGCUGCAGAUCCGGAGUCACAGCUACCUGCGGGCGGUGAGUGAGGUUUCCAUCAAUAGGAGUCUGGACAGCUUGGACCCGGCAGGGCUGCUGGCCUCGCCUAAAUUCCGCUCGCGAAAUGAGAGCUACAUGAGAGCCAUGAGCACCAUCAGCCAGGUGAGCGAGGUGGAGGUGAACGGGCAGAUCGAGGCAGUGUGUGAGUCAGUGUUCAGUGAAAUGGAGUCGCAGGCCGUGGAUGCCCUGGACCUGCCCAUGCCUGGCUGCUUCCGCAUGCGGAGCCACAGCUACGUGCGUGCCAUAGAGAAAGGCUGCUCGCAGGAAGAGGAGGGAGGCGUCACGGUGGUCAUCAGGAGGACCAACUCGCCCCCGCGCACCACCACCACUGUCAGAACCAUCCAGAGCAGCACAGUGUCAUCAUGCAUCACCACCUACAAGAAGACACCUCCCCCAGUCCCACCACGGACCACCCCGUCCAAACCCUUCAUAUCCAUCACGGCGCAGAGCAGCACCGAGUCCGCUCAGGACGCCUACAUGGACGGGGGCUCCGGCCCCAGGAAGGGCAUCAGCUCCCAGCCAGGCCUGUCCAACUCUACGGAGAGCAUCGACAGCAUGAAGGCCCUGACAGCUGCCAUAGAGGCAGCUAACGCUCAGGUGCACGGCCCCGCCAGCCAGCACGUCACAAACAGUACCAUCACCAUCACUGCCACCGCCACCACCUCUGCCGUCGCGCACGUCUCAGCAGACAGCAAGGCGCAGAGGGAAGCGCUCCGCAAGUGCCUCUCCAUAGGGAUCCAGGUGGACCCAGAGGAAGAAGGGCCGACGGAGGAGCAGUCUAAAUUCCAGUCGAUAGGAAUUCAGGUGGAGGAUGAGCGAUGUUACCGCAGGAUGACCCGCUCCAACAGUGUAACCACGGCGGUGCAGGCUGACCUCGACGACCCCACAGAAGCGCCAGACCUGCAGCCGCGCCAUUGUGCCACAAUGCCUCGCCAGCACUCCCGCGAUGCUGCCUCUUCUACCGUCAGCAUCCAGGGCUCGGGAAACCACUACCACGCUUGUGCCGCUGACGACUACGGGGAGGUGGGCUUCGACCCUUCAAUCCUGCCCCCUCCAGACCCUUGGAUGGACAGCGUGGUCGAGCCGGAAGGAGAGGCUCUGGAGGCCGUCGGGCGAUCGGUGUGUCCCCGUGACGGCCGCUGGUUCCUCAAGUUGCUGCAGGCCGAGAUGGAGCGUAUGGAGGGCUGGUGUCGACAGAUGGAGCAGGAUGAGAUGGAGAAUGAGCUUCCUGAUGAGAUCCUGGGGAAGAUCCGCAGUGCAGUGGGGAGUGCCCAGCUGCUGAUGUCCCAGAAGUUCCAGCAGUUCCGGGAGCUAUGUGAGGAGAAUCUGAACCCAAAUGCACAUCCACGGCCCAUGUCCCAGGACCUGGCAGGUUUCUGGGACAUGCUCCAGCUGUCAAUCGAGAACAUUAGCCUGAAGUUUGAUGAACUCCACCAACUCAAAGCCAACAACUGGAAACCUCUGACACCACCAGAAAUUCAGGAGAGAAGGAUACCCCCUCCCGUGCCAAAGAAGCCCCUGAAGGGCCACCACCCUUCCCUGGCUAGGGACCGCUCGCUGGAGAGCUCCGAGCGCCAGCGUCUGGAGGCUCGCAAACGCCUGCUUGCUGCCAAACGUGCCGCGUCGGUUCGGCAGAGCUCUGCUACCGAGAGCGCAGACAGUAUCGAGAUCUAUAUCCCAGAGGCUCAAACCAGACUAUGAGACAAACAAAUGUCAUGUACUCACACACAUGCCCUAAACACUGUCCCAUACACACUAUAGCACCGAAUGGUAAGGCUAGGGUGCUAACAUAACAUACUCACUUUUUUUGCGGACUUCCCAGAUCACUGUGGGGUCAGUCACAAUGGAAGAAGAAAUGUACAUUUACAGUAUUAAUUUAUUAAUUUAUUGAUCUAUCAUCCCCCCUCGUCCCUCAUUUCCUUCUCCCAGCUUUGAUGUAGCAGUCCCUCCUCUUCCUGAACCUCCACCCACCCCUCACUGACAGAAGAAGUACCUUGCAAUCCCUUUUUUAAGUGGCCUAAUACUACAAAGAAAGCCAGGUGUGAUGCUUCACGUUAUUAUGUUUUAUGUUAUUGUGUUUAUUAUUCUGAGAAUCAGAGGAAAACAGGAAAGGAGCAUGCAUGUUCAUGUGGAGUGUGUGUGUGUGUAUACACACAAUGAUGAGGUCAAAUGUCAAAUGGAGAGACCACACCUAUUGACUCAUGUUCAAUUUUAUUUUUAUAUUUGUAAUAAAUACCACAAACUGAUUCUAAUCAUACCAUGAGCUGGGAAGAUUUCGAAUUGUAUAAUGAGGUCAAACAUUAGAAAAUAAUGGUGAAAAGGAAACUAUAGUGUCGGUUAGCGAAACAAUUCUCCCUCUGUCUGAAAACGGGUCUUUCCAGCAGCAAAAGGUCGACCCCCGUAAGGUCAAGAGGUCAGACUUUGAUCCUCAAGGUGAGGCAAAGUGGUUCUUGAGUCAGGAGCAGAUUUUGAGCUUCUGCAAAGAGUGACAUUGACUGAAAGAAGCACUGUUGUGAUGAAAAAUGCCACAAACCUAAUCUGUCUGUGUGUGUGUGUGUCCGUCUGUGUGUGUGGGUGUGGGAGUGUGAUUCAGACGUUCAUUUCAAAAGUGCUUCCUAUUUUCUGGGUCAGAAUGGUCCUAGAUAUAAUUGAAGAUUAAGGUAGCAGUAUCAACUAACAGUAAACAACCCACCCAUCUUGUCUCAUUCUAAACUGAGUGAAACAUGUCUGUAUAAAGAACAUGCAGACUAAUGACAUGCAUGCUGACACAAGGUAACUGAUAUUGUUUUUGUCUUUUUUAAAUCAUAUCUCAUAUUGCAUUCAUAGUCUUCUGUGUUACAGACGAUGCUAAAAUACUGAUAUUUGGUACAAUACAGGUAGUUAUACUAUAUUUUAUUAUGUCAUUUUAGACGAGAGGUUUAUCGACAGUAUUGAGACUAAAGGACUGAAAAGGGACUAUUUUCUCUUCACUGUGUGUGUGCACUAUCUCUGCCUCAAAAUGAAGCAAUUAUGUGAAGGUCAUACAAAAGAUAUCCAACUUGUAAUAUUUUGUAUUCAUGUUUAAUUUAUUGUCUAGGAAAACAAUGACAUUGACAUUGUGAUUAUUAUUAUUAUUAUUAUGCACUGACAACAAGGCCCUUAUACUGUUUUGUUUUAUUUAUGUUGAUUCUUUAGCAUGACAGGCACCUUUUUGUCUUUUUUGUUUCAGUGAUCAGCCUUAAUUUCUAAUAUGAUAGUUGAGCACAACAGCAGUCUCAGGGGAAGAUGAGUGUGUGUGUGUGUGUGUGUGUCU